UACAUCAAGAAAAAAUACAUCUGCAUACAUUUAAAUAAACUUCGAUAUCUAAACGUAUUCAAAAGCCAUUUGUAUUAAAAUUAUAACCUAUUUUGUGUGAUAUAUGCACAAAUAUUUUCAGGACAGGUUGAAGGCGUGAUUAGGUACUCGCAGUUUUUUGAAAAUUUACCGUCGCCUCGCGCGUCACCAACCAGAUAGCACCUAGGUAUUUAAAAUCGCAAGUUGGUAGGUGUUUCAUAUCAGUCUCAAGUUAGUUCAGAGACUAGAAGCAAGUGACAUAAUAGUAAAAAAUGGAAAAGAACGAAUUUCUACAAGCAAUCGAAAAGGUUUCGAGUUUCAUUGUAAAUUACUUGGAAACAGUUGGUGAAAAGAAUGUUUUACCUGGAGUUCAACCCGGAUAUUUAACACCACUCACUGAAGAAGAAUGCCCUAAAAGUGGAACGAAUUUUGAAGAUAUCUUUACAGAAUUUCGUGAGAAAAUUAUGCCUGGAGUGACACAUUGGGCCUCGCCACACUUUCAUGCUUAUUUUCCAGCUGGGAAUUGUUAUCCAUCAAUGGUUGCUGAACUAAUGAUGGCUGGUAUCAAUAAUGUUGGAGUUAACUGGGAAGCUAGUCCUGCUAUGACUGAAUUGGAAACCGUGGUUUUAAAUUGGUUAGGGAAGAUGAUGAACAUCCCUGAAGAGUUUCUGAAUAGUUCUGAUGGUCAUGGUGGAGGAGUUUUCCAAAAUACUUCAACUGAAUCAACCCUCUUGUCUUGCAUAGCAGCAAGAAAAGCAACAAUAGAUAAAUGGCUUCAACUACGCCCGAAUUGGUCAGAAUCUCAAAUAUCCUCGAAACUAACAAUCUACACCUCAAUCCAAUCUCAUUCCUCUGUAGAACGAGUUGGCAGUAUGACGGCUUUAAUCACCCGAAUUAUCCCUUGCAAUGAAGAAGGCAAAGUGACCGCGGAAAUCUUACAAUCUGCUAUUGAAUCUGAUAUUGCCCAAGGACUGAUCCCUUGUUUCUAUGUGGCUACUAUGGGUGCAACAACAACUUGCUCAUGGGACGACCUCAGUGAAGUAGGACCAGUAUGUGAAGCGCAUGAUGUAUGGAUGCACGUAGACGCAGCAUAUGCAGGAGCUGCUUUAACCUGCCCAGAAUUACGUUACAUCUCAAACGGUCUAGACUACGCAAAAUCAUUUGCAGUGGGUUUACAUAAAUGGUUCCUAAUGUCAUUCGAUGUGGUGGCUUACUGGUUGAAAGACACCACAGCUCUUUCUGAUGUCAUGUAUGUCGACAGGGUUUACCUCAAACAUAACCACAACAAGGGUAUUGAUUUCACCCAUCUACAAAUUGGAAACGGACGUAAAUUUAAAGCUUUAAAAGUUUGGAUGACCCUAAAAUCUUUCGGUGUAAAAGGUGUGCAAGAACAUAUCAGAAGAAGUGUUAUGUUGGGGCAGUACUUCGAGAAGUUAAUGACGCAAGAUAAGCGAUUCCGAAUUGCAACUUCCGGGUUUGGGUUGGUUGUAUUCGCGUUGAAAACUGGCGAUGAGGACACAGAAGAACUAAGACGUCUUAUUAAUGAAGAUAAGAAGAUUAUGUUGACGCCUGCACAUUAUCUCAACAAGUACGUAAUUCGUUUUGCUGUGAAUCACAGCACCAGAUCGGAAGACGUAGAGUUCGCGUGGGAUGUGAUUAGGAGCACUACUAAUCGCAUGGAGAACACCUACAAAAAGUCCGAAUCUGUUGAUGUGCUCAUCGAAAACGUUGGAGAUUAUCUCAGCACCAUCGAGAUUUAAAUUUAUAACAUUCUGUGAUUUAUAUAUAGAUGAUAUGUAUUAUAUUUUGUAAUUUUAAAUUAUUUAUUGUAAGCUCCUGAAAACAAAUAAAAUGCUUGAACUAAA
Molecule: messenger RNA, 1883 nt
Organism: Dalotia coriaria
Lineage: Eukaryota; Metazoa; Arthropoda; Insecta; Coleoptera; Staphylinidae
Product: aromatic-L-amino-acid decarboxylase-like
Exons: 4
Coding region: 291-1778 (495 amino acids)
Biological process (GO): amino acid metabolic process
Cellular component (GO): cytoplasm
Molecular function (GO): pyridoxal phosphate binding; carboxy-lyase activity
Source: RefSeq, a predicted model, not a curated record